Molecule: messenger RNA, 1130 nt
Organism: Columba livia (rock pigeon)
Lineage: Eukaryota; Metazoa; Chordata; Aves; Columbiformes; Columbidae
Gene: MVB12A
Product: multivesicular body subunit 12A
Exons: 9
Coding region: 235-1035 (266 amino acids)
Biological process (GO): endosome to lysosome transport via multivesicular body sorting pathway; viral budding; regulation of epidermal growth factor receptor signaling pathway
Cellular component (GO): ESCRT I complex; cytosol
Source: RefSeq, a predicted model, not a curated record
CCGGCGCCGCCUAAUGGUUGCUUAGCAGCGAAGAGGGGGCGGAGUCUUCGCGGUGUUUGGUCUUCCGCGUUUCAACGCGCCCUGUGGCGUGUCGCUCGCCGCUUAGUGGUUGAUGCUAACGUCGCUCAGAGCUCACCAGCCAAUCGUCGCAGCCGUAUUGUACACCCGUCCAAUGGUUGCCCAGCAGCGGGGAGGGGGCGGGGCUCCGCCACUCCCGGCGCGGAAGCGGCGACCAUGGCGGCGGCGGAGGGAUCCGCGCUCACCGGAGUGGCCUGGAGCGCCGCGCCCGACGCCGCUCCCGCCGGCUGGACCGUGAUCACCGGUACCGUGGAGGGAACGCCGGCCAACCUGGGCAAGGGCUUCGGGAACAAGGGCGGCGGGUUCCUGUGCGUGAGCACCGGCGGAGCGCAGGCCUCCCCCGGCUCGGUGGUGACCGACGUGCAGGUGCUGAGUGACCGGACCCCCCACCCCCCCGGUUACACCCGCGUCCCCGAGUUCCCGGAGUCCCGAGCCGCCGCCUCCCGGAAAAAACGGGUGUACGUGAAGCUGCUGCCGGCGGGCGCGGCCGAGACGGCUGUGACCGAGCUGAAGGUGACCGGGAAGAGCAGGACCCUGCCCGGGUACCUCAGAAUAGGGGAAAUGGGCGGUUUUGCCAUUUGGUGCAAGAAGGGGCCGUUUUCGCGGCCCGGGGCGCCCCCCGCCCCCCCCCCCACGGGCCCCCGGCCCCCCCCAGCGCCCCCCCCCGCGCCAGCUCCCCCUGCACCCCCCCAACAGGUCUCCAACGAGCAUCAAACGCGAAUCUCCCUACGACGCCUCCGGCAUCUACGGCCUCUCGGCGAUGGACGGCGUCCCCUUCGCCCUGCACCCCAAAUUCGAAGCCAAGCUCAACUCCGGCACCAACGCUCUCGUCGCCGAUCUAAGCGUCAAAUCGCUCGCCGACAUCGACAGAGAGUACAAUUACACGUUCGUGGUGGAAAGGACGGCGGCCGCUCGGCUCCCGCCCGGCGUCUCUUAGCGCCGACGCCGAGGGGUUAAACCGCAGCUUAACGCUCAUCGGGCUCCUAAGGAUGGAUAUUUGAUUACAGGAAUCACCGAGGAAUCAAAUAAAUGUGUUGAUUUUCUCACCUUGA